Linum tenue is the source of this 696-nucleotide messenger RNA. Lineage: Eukaryota; Viridiplantae; Streptophyta; Magnoliopsida; Malpighiales; Linaceae. The record is from the annotation of a GenBank genome assembly.
AUGGUGUACAUACAUGAGGAAGACAUAUAUUAUUUUGGAGGUGAAGUUAUAUACUUGGAUUGGAUUGAUCCAGAUUGUAUGUCUCUGUUUGAGUUAGAUGGUUAUCUUGUCGACAUUGGCUAUAUGGGAAGUAUGAGGGUGAUGGAGAAAUAUAGGACGAUAUAUGGCUGGGCAUAUUUUUGGAGACUACCCGGAGAAAGAUUGAAUGAAGGGCUGCACGAACUGACUAGUGACAGUGCUAUUCUGGACAUGGCUACAAAGAUAGUUCAAGAAACCAAGUUUGUGGAGGUGUAUUUAAUCAAUAAAGAAGAGUUAAGGAAAGCUAGAUUAGAAGCAGAUGAAGGAGCACCUUCAAGUAAUCAACCAGCUGCUGACAUGGAAGCAGAACACCAAUAUGAGAUGGGAAAUGAACACCAUGAGAUGGGAACUGAAUAUGGACAGGAGACCAAUGAUGUUAGAGUGGAGGAUGAUUUGGAACAAGCUUCAUAUGAGAAUUACGAAGUGAGUGAAAAGGAUAUGGAAGUGCAGAACAGUGAUGUGGAGAAUGCAAAUGGUGCUAUUUAUAUCGACUCUUCAUUUGAUGUCAAUAUUGAUGAUGAGUUUUAUGAUUCAGACAAUCCGGGGAGUGUUCACUCUGAUGAAGAAGAAUGUGUUCCAACUCGUGCAAGAUACCCUCAAUUCAAUCCAGAAAAAUAA